AUGGUGUCAACACCAACCACCCUCAAAAAGCCGAUCGGCAUUCGGCCGGAAUAUAUUGCGUCCCGUCUCACUACCAUCAGGAUCAAGCAAUACAGUAAGAGCUGUUCCGGGGGCGACUUCACCAUCUCGACCUCUGGUUUCCCAAUUAAACUAUUCUCCGUCGACGGUGACUUUGGAUUAUUGAGUCAGCGACGGUAUUUUCUUGAUUUAUCUGGCCUGCCCCUUUUUGAACUCCAUCGUAAAAAGUCUGGCGUGACAUGGUUUGUCCACCUACCUGGUGAAAACCACGAUGCUGAGCCUACUGCCACCAUCGCGACAAAAUGGAGUGUUUUCAAGGACAAGUUCGACGUCCACAUUAAGAACGCCGCUGCAGCCAGCGAGGACACUGUCUUGGAAGUCCGCGGACAGGAUAUAUGGAAAGUAAACACGCAUGUCUAUAACAACGGGGUACUGGUGAUGAUAGCAGAGCUUAAGGACAUGCUCUCGGUAUAUCUACCGGGAAAACGCCCCGAAUGGGAGCUGACAGUUGCAGAAGGCUUCGACCUGUCGUUGGCCUCGAUUAUUGGCGUGCUCCUGGCCACCUUGCUUAAGUACAGCAGCAUGCCAUCGUCGUAUUCUUCUAAGACUCACAACAGAUGAAGCUAUACCCUACAGACUGAGAAAGGCAAGACCCAGUGAUCGCCAGUGACGUAUAUAGUUUAUUGGGGUUAUGAUAGGUUCUUCGUCAUCG
This is a messenger RNA of Aspergillus vadensis CBS 113365, 730 nucleotides long. RefSeq lists its product as uncharacterized. The coding region runs from base 1 to 639 and encodes 212 amino acids. NCBI's taxonomy places the organism in Eukaryota, Fungi, Ascomycota, Eurotiomycetes, Eurotiales, Aspergillaceae. The record is from RefSeq and is a predicted model, not a curated record. The transcript is spliced from 3 exons.